Molecule: messenger RNA, 365 nt
Organism: Nothoprocta perdicaria
Lineage: Eukaryota; Metazoa; Chordata; Aves; Tinamiformes; Tinamidae
Gene: MRPL41
Product: mitochondrial ribosomal protein L41
Exons: 1
Biological process (GO): translation
Cellular component (GO): mitochondrial large ribosomal subunit
Molecular function (GO): structural constituent of ribosome
Source: RefSeq, a predicted model, not a curated record
GACCGCCUCGCGCCCUUCACGAGCAAGCGCGGCCCGCGCAGCCACAACCGCGGCCGCGGCGCGCGGCGCCCCGGCGUGCUCACCUCCAACAGGAAGUUCCUGCUGCUGCGCGCCAUGGUGCCGCACUUCGUCGUGCCCGACCUGGCCGCCUGCGAGCUCAAGGCCUACGUGUCGUACCGCGCGGCCGCCGGCGCCGAGCCGCCGCUCACGGCCCGCCGCCUCUUCGACGAGGUGGUGGCGCCGCGCAUCGAGCGCGACGUGCGCGACGGCGUCUUCCAGGAGGGCGAGCUGCGGCGCUACGGCUUCGAGGAGACGCAGGAGGGGAAGCUCUUCCGGCUCUUCCCCAAGAACUACGUGCGCUGAGG